Oncorhynchus tshawytscha (Chinook salmon) is the source of this 2491-nucleotide messenger RNA. Its product is annotated as protein CBFA2T1-like. Lineage: Eukaryota; Metazoa; Chordata; Actinopteri; Salmoniformes; Salmonidae. Gene Ontology annotation, cellular component: nucleus. Gene Ontology annotation, biological process: DNA-templated transcription; negative regulation of DNA-templated transcription. Gene Ontology annotation, molecular function: transcription corepressor activity. The record is from RefSeq and is a predicted model, not a curated record.
AUUCGUCAUUCUAACAUUGAUUGGAGUGGACUGGAGUCAGAGACCGACUGGAAAUACAUUUUGCCCUCACACCAUCGUAACGGAUGGUGGGAAUUGUGCAUCUUUUCAGUAUCACACUGAGAAGUGCUCCACUAUGCCCGACUCACCUGCGGAUGUGAAAGCACAAUCCAGGUUAACUCCAACCACCAUGCCUCCUCCUCCUCCAACCACCCAGGGAGCCCCUCGAACCAGCUCCUUCACACCUACUACAUUAACCAACGGCAACAACAGCCACUCCCCCAAGGCGCUGAACGGAGCGCCUUCGCCACCAAAUGGCUUCAGCAACGGCCCUAGCUCCUCCUGCUCUUCCUCGCUGGCCAAUAAGCAACUCCCUCCAGCGUGUGGCGCCCGGCAGCUCAGCAAGCUGAAACGCUUCCUCACCACACUACAGCAGUUCGGCAACGACAUCUCGCCUGAGAUCGGAGAACGCGUCCGCACUCUGGUGCUGGGGCUGGUGAAUUCAACGUUAACCAUAGAGGAAUUCCACUCCAAGUUGCAAGAAGCGACUAACUUCCCUCUCCGACCUUUUGUCAUCCCGUUCCUGAAGGCCAACCUGCCACUCCUACAGCGGGAGCUGCUGCACUGUGCCCGUCUGGCCAAGCAGAACCCAGCUCAGUACCUGGCACAACACGAACAGCUCCUCCUGGACACCUCCUCCACCACCUCCCCCGUCGACUCCUCAGAACUACUCCUAGACCUCAACGACAACGGCAAGAGGAGCACACCUGACAGAACCAAAGUGAAUGGCUUCGACAGGGAUGGCCCCCUGCACCUGGAGACCUCCAGUAAGAGACUCUGUACGAUCAGCCCGGCAGGCCAACGGUUCAGCCCCUCCAACGGUCUCUCCUAUCAACCUAACGGCCUGGCCCAUGGACACCCCACGCCGCCCCCUCCCCCACCCCCACAGCACUACCGGCUGGACGACAUGGCCAUCACACACCAUUACAGAGACUCACCACACUACCGCCAUCCCAACCACAACCACCGCGAGCUCAGGGAGAGACCACGGCCACUGGGAAUGCACGGGGCUCGUCAGGAAGAGGUGAUCGACCACCGGUUGACAGACAGAGAAUGGGAGGAAUGGAAGCACCUUGACCAUCUGCUGAACUGCAUCAUGGACAUGGUGGAGAAGACGAGGCGUUCUCUCACCGUGCUGCGGCGCUGCCAAGAGGCCGAUAGGGAGGAGCUUAACUACUGGAUACAAUACCUGCGGACCCUGAAGAAAGGAGCCAGCAGGACCCAGAGCAGACAGCACAGUCCUACAGGACAGGAUGACCUCACUACAGAGAUUCACCAGGAGAUUCUCAACAGACCAAUGACGACCGGAUACGUACCUGAAGAGAUCUGGAAGAAAGCCGAAGAGGCUGUGAACGAGGUGAAGCGCCAGGCCAUGUCAGAGCUCCAGAAGGCGGUUUCAGAGGCGGAGAGGAAGGCCCAUCAGAUGAUCAGCUCAGAACGGUCCAAGAUGGAGCGUACGGUGGCAGAGGCCAAGAGACAGGCAGCGGAGGACGCACUGACUGUCAUCAACCAGCAGGAGGACUCCAGCGAGAGUUGUUGGAACUGCGGGAGGAAGGCGAGCGAGACCUGCAGCGGCUGUAACACGGCGCGUUACUGCGGCUCCUUCUGCCAGCACAAGGACUGGGAGAAACACCACCACGUGUGUGGCCAGACCCUCCAGGCCUCCAAGGCAGCCCAGCAGCAGGGUACAGAGACCUCCGCUCCCAUCAGCUCCUCCACUACGCCCUCUAGUGGAGGAGGCAGCCCAGCCGGAACCCCGCCCAUCGCCACACCCCGCUCCGGUACCCCAGGAACCCCCUGUACGCUGGAAACCACGCCGCACUAAACCGGGGGGCCAUCCGGGGAGCCGUCGGAGACUCCCAGUAGCACAACAUGACUGGCUCACUUCAUGCUAAAUGCUAAGGCGCUAACGCUACGACAAGAGAUGUAGACCUAUCUUGGAGUAGUAGAGGCUCCACACGAGACAGGAGGUUUAUACAUGGAGAUCAGUCACAUUGACUUGCCAUGAUUAACAAAGAACACACACAUGUUAUUUGUUUUAAUUAUUAUUGUUGUUGUUGUUGUUGUUAUCAAUGCCCUUAUUGUUGCUAUUGUUAUUAGCGUCCGUUGUCGGCCGUUUGUUGUUGUUGUUGUUGUUGUUUAUUGCUAUUCUUUCCUUCCUUUUUUUCAUGUAGAUAUGAAGAUAGAAAGUGAGUGGAUAACAGCAGUGAAACUCCACACAAAUACAUCUGACAUCCCCUUUGUUGAGUUCUGUUUUCUAAAAGCUUUGUUGUUUUCCUCUAUUACCUGGGAUAUAUGAUAUAAAACCAGUUGACCUCAUUAAGACACCAAACAACAUGCCAAUGGAUUAUUACUACAACACAAACACUGUGCAAAAAGCUGAAGCCAACUCUCUUAUUAUGGGAAGACCACAAAUACAAAGAACAGACAGACG